Molecule: messenger RNA, 2718 nt
Organism: Danaus chrysippus (African queen)
Lineage: Eukaryota; Metazoa; Arthropoda; Insecta; Lepidoptera; Nymphalidae
Source: the annotation of a GenBank genome assembly
AUGUCUACCAGAUCGGGGAAACGUAUUCAUUCUUCAGACAUAGAAAAUGUAGAAAAGAUCGUAGAAUUACAAACUGUGCGGAAAACGCGAAGUAAAAAACAAAAAGAGAACAAUGAUGAAGUAGCUACAGCGAAAAAGAAGAAAAACUUCGUGAGACGUCCUUCAGGUGAUGAGACAGAAAGCUUAAAUGAUAAAACGGAGCUUGUUAGUAAGGGUUCGAGGAAAUCGAGACGGAACACACUCAAAGAACUUAAUGUUGUCGACAACGACUCUGAGAUACUAAAUGAUAAAACAUCUAUGAGACACUCAAGAAGAAUCAGGAAAGAAGAUGCUGAACCUACUAACAUACUUGUGGAAGAAGACAUUAAGAGUAAGGAGAAGAAAAAAUCAAAAAAGAAAAAAGUCAUUGUGACCGAGAACACAGAGAUUGAACCAGAAGCUGUUAUCGUUCCAAAGAAAAAAAGUAACAAAAAGAAAAACAAGAAUUCAAAUUCAUUUAUUGUUGAAGACUUAGCACUACCUCGGGAGGAUAUCAGCUUUAACAGAAGCAAUGUAUCUGUUGAUUCAUUCCACAGUGCAGCCGGCAGCCCCGACAAGUAUACAUUGGAUAAUGAUGCUAAGAAUGACGACACUAGACAUAAGAGGAGAGAGAGAAAAAUAAGUAGCUCUACAACAUGUGACAAUACUAUUAAUGAGAAUAAUAAAGGAAAAAAGAAAAAUAAAAAGAUAGAAAAAGAUAAGGCUGAGAAAUUAGGUUUCAAAGAAACAUCAUUCGAAGAAGUUGACAGUAAAUCUGAGCCGAUCAAUGCUAAAAUUGAAAUGUCCUCUGAUAAUAAAAACGGUGAAACAUUAAAAACAAAAUCAAAGAAGAAGAAAAAGUGUAAAGAAAAUAAUUGUUUAAAUGAUGUAAAUACAAAUAAUACUUCUGAUAACAUUGGUGUUGAUCUUAAGAGUCCCUUGGAAUGUGAACUACCUGGAUCUCUAAAUAGUUCAGUUAAAGCCAGUCCUCACACCAGAUGGAACGGAAUUGCAAUAAGUGAUGUUAAUGAUAUUGCCGCCGCUUCUUAUAUGCCUGAUGAGAAUUGUGUUAAGAGUACUCCUGACAAGUCAACACCUAAUAAUAGUUCAAAAAAAAGAAGGAAGUCUCAUUGUAAAAUAUCAAGUAGUACUGAAAUCAACACAUCCACAACAGUGUUGAAUACAUCCUAUAAUGUUAAUGAUUGCAACAUGAGCCAACCAACAAAUAAAAAGGAGAUGAGAAAAAGUGUUGAUAAAAAUUCAACAUAUGACAACAUAAUGUUGUCCGAGACAGACAUUCAUAACACAAGUGAGAGAGACUGUGACAAUAAUACAAGAAGCGUUGAGAAGAAAUCUCCGAAGAAUAGAAGAACAUCACAAAGAAGAUCCAGCAUCCAAAAUAAUACAUACGAUAAGACUGAUGACAAAGUUAUCAACUUGAAUGCAACAUUUGACAAGGAAAUUACAGAAAAUACAAGCAACUCAUCAACCUACGUUGGCAGAAAAUCUAGAUCAUCCAAAUUUUCUCUAGAAAAAUGUGACACCUCCACAGUUUUGAAUGGCACUUAUGAUAAGAGUGUAGAAAUCACUUCAACUCUCAACAAUACUUUUGAUAAGCCAAAGCUAGAUGCGACUUUUGAAUGUACCGAUGAUAAGAAACACAUAGAACCGAGGACCUCCUCCAUUAUAAGUUCAGACAACACAAACAUGACCUCCGACAUGUCUGAAGACUGCUCCCGAAUCAGCAUUACUAGUGAUGACUCCAGGACUGAAAACAUCGUUAAUACAACUCCGCUCUUGAUAGAAAGCAGUAUGGAGGAAUCUCGUAUUAAUAAAACUGUUACACCACUGAAAGAUGAGGCCAGUGAGGUGAAGAACACUCCGGAUAAACAAUCUACAGAACAUAGUAACAUGACACCGCUCAAACGAGACGGUACCUAUACUGACUUGAAGAAAACACCGCUGAAACGACAGGGAACAUUCACAGAGGAGCCAAAACCAGAGGCAGCUGUGGUGACUCCAGUGACGCCUCUCAAACGUGAAGGAACAUUCACCAAGGACAGUCCUUCCAGGUCGCCGAAGGUCUCAAAUAAAACUCCUACACGACGUAAAUCGAUGCCUUCUCCCGGACGCACGCCUUUCCCUUUCUCCAAAAGCAAUUCCAAGGAGAAAAGCAUGUUGAACAUCACGCAUUCCAUAGAAAAACCCAAACGUCGUUCAUCAGUGGCGGCGGCCGCUCCUCGACUCACCAGAGUGAUGUUCUGCAGCCCCGUCGAUAACCCUGCCGCGACGACGCUCGUGAAGGGGAAGGUUAUCAAGUCCAACUUGAAGGGAUCUAACAAGAGCUUCGUGUUUGAGGAGAGCGUGUGCGAGUCACCCGGCGUUGCUCGCAAGCGGUCCUUGACUCAUGGCAGCGAGGUGGGCGAGGCCAAGCGAGCUCGACUGACCACCGGCAGCCAGCAGAGGGCGCGGACCACGAGCGCGACAGCGAGACUCCAGGACCCGGGCACUCCGAAGAAAGACGUCACUCCAUCCAAGUCCAAGCCGCCCCGCACUAAACUGCCGAACUUCGCCGCCCUUCAUCAGAAACACUUCGGCAAGAUGGAGUCACUGGACGAGUGUCAGGAACGGAAGGCUCGACGGGCGAAGCAGCUGUUGACGCCCAAACACACACACACACACGGACACUACCAGCCCUAA